Talaromyces amestolkiae is the source of this 846-nucleotide messenger RNA. RefSeq lists its product as uncharacterized. The record is from RefSeq and is a predicted model, not a curated record. The transcript is spliced from 2 exons. The coding region runs from base 1 to 846 and encodes 281 amino acids. Gene Ontology annotation, cellular component: cytoplasm; nucleus. NCBI's taxonomy places the organism in Eukaryota, Fungi, Ascomycota, Eurotiomycetes, Eurotiales, Trichocomaceae.
AUGGGAAGGAAACUCCGCAUCCUCGGCCUUCAUGGCUACGGAACAAGUGGAGUUAUUUUCUCAUCGCAAACCACAUCCUUCCGUCGCUACCUCCAACAACAACACGACCAAACCGGCAAUGGCGACACAUUCGACUUCGAGUUCGCCAACGGCUUCCUCGACUCGGGCCCAGCAGCCGGCAUAGAACUUUUCUACAACCCUCCGUAUUACUCCUGGUGGCCUGCCGACCCAUCCUUAGAAGACAUGCACAAAGCCCGCGAACGACUAAAACAGCACAUCAAACAAAACGGGCCUUAUGACGGCGUGAUUAUGUUUUCUCAAGGUUGCUCGUUGGGCGCAAGUCUGUUGUUAGAACAUUACAAAAAUUCACCCCAGAAUCCGCCGCCGUUCCAGUUUGCGAUUUUCAUCUGUGGUGGACCAUCGCUGAAGCAGUUGGAGGCUGAGUUUGGGUUUACGAUCGAUCCGGAGCUGUGGGAAGUCGAUGCUGCGUCGCGCCGGGCUCUGGCGCGGAGGGCUGAUACGGCCGCUAUUCUUGCACAGGGCUCGGAUCGAUGGUCGAACGAUGUUAACGAUAUCACGGAUUACUCGAUUAAAGAGCUAGUGCAGAUGGUUCGAGGACCGUAUCAAAUCAAGAUCCCCACGGUGCAUAUUGUGGGUAGCAAAGAUCCCAGAAACUUGUCGGGUCAUCAGUUGCAUGCUCUCAGUCAUCCAGAUAUCACGAGGAUUUAUGAGCAUGACGGCGGUCAUGAUAUUCCGAGGAAUGAGGCGACGAGUACCACGAUCGCGAGGCUGGUCAGAUGGGUGUCUUCUUCGAUUACAGCAGAGAAGGCGAAGCAGAUUAUAUAG